CAUGGCCCUGGUGCUGCUGAUAGCUGUGCCCCUUCUACUACUGCAGGCUGCACCCCCAAGUUCAGCGCACUACGAGAUGAUGGGAACUUGCCGCAUGAUAUGUGACCCCUACAGCGGGGGACCCGGGGGAGGGCCCGGGAGUCCAGGCGGCAAAUCGGCCCCCGGGCCCAGCACAGCUGCCCUGGAAGUCAUGCAGGACCUCAGCGCCAAUCCUCCUCCCCCGUUCAUCCAGGGACCCAAAGGAGAGCCUGGCCGGCCGGGGAAACCGGGCCCCAGAGGUCCCCAGGGAGAGCCAGGACCCCCUGGACCGAGAGGGCCCCCGGGAGAGAAAGGAGACUCAGGAAAACCCGGGAUGCCCGGGUUGCAGCUGGCGGCGGGCGGGGCAGGCGGGGGCAGCGUCGGGGCCAUUGGUAGUGGAGGAGUAGGAGGCGGCGGGGACGUCGGCGAGGUGACCGGGGCACUGAGUGCAGCGUUUAGUGGCCCCAAGAUAGCUUUCUACGUGGGCUUGAAGAGCCCCCACGAGGGUUAUGAAGUACUCAAGUUCGACGACGUGGUCACCAACCUGGGCAACCAUUACGACCCAACUACGGGCAAGUUCAGCUGCCAAGUGCGAGGGAUCUACUUCUUCACCUACCACAUCCUCAUGAGAGGCGGGGAUGGUACCAGCAUGUGGGCAGACCUCUGCAAGAACGGGCAGCCCCCACCGGCUCCGUCUCCCCAGGUCCGUGCCAGCGCCAUCGCCCAAGACGCGGACCAGAACUACGACUACGCUAGCAACAGCGUGGUGCUGCACCUGGACUCCGGGGACGAGGUCUACGUGAAGCUGGACGGGGGAAAAGCACACGGCGGUAACAACAAUAAGUACAGCACUUUCUCUGGCUUUCUUUUAUACCCCGAUUAGGGAGUGGGAGAGGGGACCGGCGCAUUCCACCCCCUUCUCCCUCUUCGACCGGAGCUCGGGGUGCAACUCUUUUCUGAAGGACCCUUCACUGCAACUCGUCACUUUUCGGUUGGGACAGAAACCAAACCACAUUCCUCCUCCACCUAGUCAGUCCCCACUCCCCUAACCUACCAUUAGUGUAUCUGUAAUCUCACUCGCUCGCUCCGCUGGGGCCCCAGACAGAGUUCUGGCUCAGGAUUCGCUCUUCG
Messenger RNA from Vombatus ursinus (common wombat), 1149 nucleotides. RefSeq names its product complement C1q like 2 (gene C1QL2). Lineage: Eukaryota; Metazoa; Chordata; Mammalia; Diprotodontia; Vombatidae. Bases 2 to 901 code for a protein of 299 amino acids. The record is from RefSeq and is a predicted model, not a curated record. Gene Ontology annotation, molecular function: protein binding. The transcript has 2 exons.